This is a messenger RNA of Tripterygium wilfordii, 777 nucleotides long. Its product is annotated as agamous-like MADS-box protein AGL80. NCBI's taxonomy places the organism in Eukaryota, Viridiplantae, Streptophyta, Magnoliopsida, Celastrales, Celastraceae. The transcript has a single exon. Gene Ontology annotation, biological process: positive regulation of transcription by RNA polymerase II. Gene Ontology annotation, molecular function: protein dimerization activity; RNA polymerase II cis-regulatory region sequence-specific DNA binding; DNA-binding transcription factor activity, RNA polymerase II-specific. The record is from RefSeq and is a predicted model, not a curated record. Bases 1 to 777 code for a protein of 258 amino acids.
AUGACAAGGAAGAAGGUGAAUCUUGCCUAUAUUACCAACGAUUCUGCCCGAAAGGCGACGUUCAAGAAGAGAAAGAAGGGAUUGAUCAAAAAGGUUAGUGAGUUAAGCACCUUAUGUGGAAUUGAUGCUGCUGCUAUUGUUUACAGCCCUUACGACUCGCAACCUGAGGUAUGGCCCUCAACGGGUGAUGUCCGGAAUGUGAUAUCGCAAUUCAGGAGGAUGCCGGAGAUGGAGCAGAGCAAAAAGAUGGUUAAUCAAGAGAGUUUCAUCCGCCAGAGGAUCGUCAAGGCCACCGAGCAGCUCAAGAAGCAGCGGAAGGAUAACCGGGAGAAGGAAAUGACUCAUGUCAUGUUCCAAACACUGACUGGACAAUCCCUAAACUGCUUCAAUAUGUUAGACCUGAAUGAUCUUAGAUGGCUUAUUGAUCAGAAGCUUAAAGACAUCAAUGAUGCUUUGGAACCUAAUGACUCUCCUCCAGUUACUGCUGCUGGACCAGCAGUUCCACCGCCAGUAGCACCAGAACCUAAAACUAGUACUCCUGCACCGCCGGUUAUGGCCAACCCGAAUGCAGAUUUUGGGGACAGUUUUGUUGAUCAGAAGCCGUUCACAACAUUAGGUCAUGAGAUGAUGAACAUGCAGAGGCAACCAUGGUCUAUGGACAUGGUGAAUAAUCAAGACCAAGUGGGGACGGGGACAUGGUUUCCUGAGGAGAUUAUGGCAUCAUUCACUGAUAACCCUCGCAGUGCUUUCUGGGGAAAUAAUGCUUUCUUUCCCUGA